Homarus americanus (American lobster) is the source of this 1379-nucleotide messenger RNA. RefSeq names its product serine/threonine-protein kinase 11-interacting protein-like. Gene Ontology annotation, cellular component: cytoplasm. The record is from RefSeq and is a predicted model, not a curated record. The annotation marks the transcript as partial. Gene Ontology annotation, molecular function: protein binding. NCBI's taxonomy places the organism in Eukaryota, Metazoa, Arthropoda, Malacostraca, Decapoda, Nephropidae. The transcript has 6 exons.
GCAGGAGAGUUUGCAUGGGAGCAACUGCAGGAAGCUGUGUUGGCUCACAACUCAUUGCACAGUUUAGACCACAGCCUUAGUCUCCUGCCAAACCUUAAGAUACUAGACUUAAGCCAUUGUGAACUGGAGGAUGCCUCAGCUCUGGAGUACCUCCCUACUGUGUCGUUAUUAGACCUGAGCCACAACCAACUACGGCUCCUUCCCCGUCUCUCUCCUACUGCUACCUACUCUCUUAUAGUUCUCAUAGCCAAUAACAAUCUUUUUUCUCACAUAAGUGGUUUACAUGAAAUGAAUAACAUUGAGGAGCUGGAUCUGAGGGACAAUGUAUUAAGUUUGAAGGAAGCGUUGUCACCCAUUGGUGCCUUACCUCAUAUUAGAGUGCUCAAGAUAAGUGGUAACCCUAUCACAUGGGACCUCAACUACAGAAGUCAAAUUAUCAGACAGCUAAAUCCUGCUACUGCCAAUCACAAGGUUGUGUUUGAUGAUGUGCCUCUAACAGGUCAAGAAUAUGAUGAGGUUGGGAUGCAUGCAGUGCCAGCAGGAUCCUCUUACUCCCCAGAACUUCUUUCAUCCCUCUCCUCCCUUUGUUCUCCAGUGAAUCCAAUAAGUCCAGCACAUGGACUAAUCUCACAGCCUCUGUAAUCACCUGAAGAGGCAGAUCUGAUUCAGCUAGAUCCAGUAGACUCCCAACCAGCAAGUUUAGUUAAUGAUUCAGCUCCUGUAUCACUCAAAAACUCAGGCAAUGGACAACCCCGCAGAAAAUCAAAGAAGAAACGCACUCGACAUAUAGCCAUCACAGAUCCUGAUAAUGAGGAUAUGGACAAUGACAGUAUACAUUUGGCAGACAGUGACAUGUUGGAAAGAAUGGGUGUACCCGACCCACCUCCACCUAGUUUGGCAGCUGGUCCAACCUUCACUCUUCCCACCUCAGAAAGUUUCACUCAGGCUCUCAAUGCCCACACCCUCAAGACUGACAGGAGGUAAGUUACUGCCAGGUAAUGAGUUAUUUUUUUGUGUUUUGUGUACAGUUCAUGGACUAUGAGGAAUAAAAUGAGAAAGCAAAUUUUUUCUGUGUGACAUGUCACUUAUGAAUGUAACUUAAAUAUGGAUUUUUUUAUUUGGAAUUUGUCACUGUAGCAGGAACAUUUUCCAUAGCAAUAGUUUGUUCUUCAAUAUUUGUUAAAGAUGUUAAAAAUUAAAAAUGCAAAAACAUUUUUUAUUCAGAAAUCCUGCUCCUGAGCAAAGUAACAGAUUACUUGAGGAAAUUCUUCAGUCCAAACCCCACUCUGGGACCCCAGGUGCUCAAUGUGAUAUGACCAAUCUAGUCAACAUGGCCACAAAUGAAAUCAGCAACCAGGAUGAAAGAGUAAACACAAAUA